AUGGCAGAGACGGAGGUUCAUGCCGGAAGUCCUCCUCCCCACAUACUUGGCUACACAAUUCGAAGUCCCACGAGGAUUUGGGUGUCCUAUAUAGUGCCCACGUGUCUGGGACUCCUCGUUUACAUUGUCCAAACCGCCUCGGACUUGGCCCUGAGUGGCCAGUACUUCAGCCAGAAGGAACCGGGCUUUGGAGCUGGCACCCUGGUCCUGGUGCUCCUGCCACCACUGAUCACCUUCCUCCUGGUGGCGGCGUCUAAGCAGCAGCGGGAUUGCGCCUGCUCGGAGCGGAGUAAAUGCGUUGCCCUUGGCAUUGGAUUGCUCAAGCUCUUACUAUUCCCAUUUUUUGUGAUUUACAGGUUUUGUACGCGCUUGUUUUGGGCCAUCGAGGGACUCUUCCACGACGACGACGAUGUGGAGCGCAUGAAGUGCCUGGCCAAGGCCACGGAAACCUCCAACAUUGAGCUCUAUCUGUUGAUCCAAGCCUUUGCCCAGGCAGCUCCGCAAAUCAUCCUGCAGCUGUACUACAUGCUCACCCAGGAUUUGUUCAGGAACUAUGAAACCUCUGCUGUUCAGGCUUUAUCACUGGUGUUCUCCGCCAUCGACCUGGCUGCCAUAACCACUAGCUAUCACAGGAUCGAAAGUCAGCGGAGGGUGGGUCGCCAUUAUCCUUGGGCCACGCCCCAACAGAUUGAGACUCAUCGCUGUCACUUGGAGCAGAACGAGCGCCUGUGCUGCGAGGCUGAGCGGAAGAAACGCGAGUCCGAGAGGAUCAUCACCAGUUUUCCGGAAUCGGACAAGAUCAUGGAGAACUUCCGUGCGCGCCGUUCACUGCCCAGUUCCGGGGAAGCCACCCAUGAGAUGCACAUCCACGGAGAAGACGAGGUGGAUAACGAUGCUCUGGAGCAGCUGGAAACGCGAGCACUGCUUCACUCUGGUCCCCGGGAUAAUGCCACCGAUGAGGAGAAGAUGCAGGGCACAAGGCCCAAGCUAAAGGUGCGUUACGAGGAUCUAGGAGACCUGGAUACCAUUGAGGUGUUGGACAGCAUACCCGAGACACCGGCGCCACCACCUCCUCCAAAAACGGCGCCACCCGAGUUGCCUGUUCUAAAACCCACCGAAGAUGAUCUUCCAACUCCUGAUCUGCGACGCACAAUGUCGGAUGCUGAGCACCGGAAGAGUAAAAGGGUCACCAGACCCCUGUCCCAGCUGGAGACCUUCAAGGAUAUGCUGCUGGUCAACGCCCAACUGUACAUCAAAGAGAAUGUUCCCCAUCCUCCCAAGCUGCUGAUGGGCAGGGUCAAGGAAGAGGAUCCCGAAGAGCGUAGUAUACUCAUCCCACAGUCACCCAAACCAUCUCCUUUGACGCCCAAGGAUGUGGUGGACUUUUACUUUCCGCGCCCCACCAAAAUACUGAAUGGCAUCCAGCAGGAUGACUUCGCCGGCAGGACUGUGUCCUUCUUCGGGUGGAUUGCCUUUAUAACGAUGAGGAUGCUGGCCUUGUCCACCUUCUGUGUCUUCUACCCGCGGGCUUUCUUCAUCCUGGUUGGAGUACACUAUGCCCUUAUGCUGGGCUGUCUUGCCCUGGAGACCCGUUGUCAAGGGAGCUGGAGUCGCAACCUCUUCCUCCUGCUCCUCGCCUACAUCUAUAUCUUUGUGCUAAUGGAGUUCCGGGUGUGCUUCAAGAGCAUUCGGUUGUGGUACGGUGGCUACCUGGUGGUCACCCUGGUCGAGAACAUUACCAUAACCUCCAUAUGGUACGCAAACGAGGAGUUCGAGUCCUGGUGGUUUGGCUUCAUCUGGGAGUGGAUCGUCUACAGUGGAGUCCUGUUUUUGGCCACCUUAGUCGUUUACUACUGUAUACUCCGACCCAAGGAGGUAUCCCUUAUCGUAGAGGACGAUUCCCCUGCGCAGGAACCAGAGGAGCAAUCCGUUGCCUAGCAGUAACCACUUAGUUUGUUAUAUCGAAGUAGCUUGUAAGUUGUCAAUCAGCCACUGACAAACGAAUAAAUUAUUUACCUAAGUAUUAGCAUUGAACAGAA
This is a messenger RNA of Drosophila biarmipes, 2039 nucleotides long. RefSeq lists its product as uncharacterized. The record is from RefSeq and is a predicted model, not a curated record. Gene Ontology annotation, biological process: phosphatidylserine exposure on apoptotic cell surface; apoptotic process involved in development; engulfment of apoptotic cell. Bases 1 to 1938 code for a protein of 645 amino acids. Gene Ontology annotation, cellular component: plasma membrane. NCBI's taxonomy places the organism in Eukaryota, Metazoa, Arthropoda, Insecta, Diptera, Drosophilidae. The transcript is spliced from 3 exons.